Cyphomyrmex costatus is the source of this 423-nucleotide messenger RNA. RefSeq lists its product as uncharacterized. The annotation marks the transcript as partial. The transcript is spliced from 3 exons. Lineage: Eukaryota; Metazoa; Arthropoda; Insecta; Hymenoptera; Formicidae. The record is from RefSeq and is a predicted model, not a curated record.
AUGCCAAGAAAUAUUAAUCAAUAUUGGCAACUGCAGGAGCAAGAAUUGAUUGUGAUAAUUAUUAUGCUCCUUGCAAGUAAUACCAACAAGAGAAUUUGGAUGCAUCGAUGGAUAGCAAGAAGAAAGGAGAAAGGAUUACAUCAUAACCUUUUCUUAGAACUCAGUCUAGAAGAUCCCAACAGAUUCAGGAGGUGUUUACGUAUGAACACAGAAACUUUUGAAGAACUUUUAGAGAAGGUUUCUCCACUCAUUGAAAAGAAGAAUACACAUUUGAGAGAAAGUAUUCCAGCAGCAGAAAGACUUUCUUUAACUUUGCGGCAUUUGGCUACAGGAGAGUCACAGGAAUCCUUGUCAUUAACUUUUAGAAUAGGUCAAAGCACAAUAUCUGGCAUCAUAAAAGAAGUAUGUCGAGCUAUCGUUACU